Anisakis simplex (herring worm) is the source of this 351-nucleotide messenger RNA. NCBI's taxonomy places the organism in Eukaryota, Metazoa, Nematoda, Chromadorea, Rhabditida, Anisakidae. The record is from the annotation of a GenBank genome assembly.
GAUGCGGCAGGAAUUGACGCAGCGUUGAAAGCUUCGAAGCCGUGGUUAUCUUGUCCGAUGGCUGGACAAGAAUCUAUUUUCAUGGUUUCUAUUGACGGCGGCUCUACACACCUCAAACAACUUUCGUAUCCAACGCCGGAUCUCUUCAUGCAAAUGACCGAUUUUAGUCAGAAUGAGAUGCAACAAUUAACCAAGAAAAUAAUUCUGAAUAUGUGUGAUUGUCAGAGAUUACCGGAUGGAAGCUUACCGGCAGGUUGUGUACUCCCAAGUCCAAGGCCCACUACACCAGUACCUAUAACCACCCCCAAAGUUCCGAUAAGUAAGUUGAAUUUCCAACAUUCAGCUGCUUAA